Molecule: messenger RNA, 1451 nt
Organism: Salvia splendens (bonfire salvia)
Lineage: Eukaryota; Viridiplantae; Streptophyta; Magnoliopsida; Lamiales; Lamiaceae
Product: zinc finger CCCH domain-containing protein 20
Exons: 1
Coding region: 16-1140 (374 amino acids)
Molecular function (GO): metal ion binding
Source: RefSeq, a predicted model, not a curated record
AUAUAGGAUCUUGGCAUGCAAAUCCAUGGAAUUCAUGACAGCGCCACUCCAGAGACUGAGCUACACCUUCACUUCUCCCUCAACACAAUGAUGAUGAUGAUGAUCAGCGAUCCUCCACGCACAAAUCCAACCGUCCAAAUCCCUAAUUGGGAUCCCUACCUCGAUGAUCAGAAUCCGACGCCCCACAUUCAGUCUCCUGCCAUCCACGCCGAUGUCUCUCAAUACGACGUCGCCCUAGCCGCGCUGCAGCGCUACCUCCCUUCCAACAAGGAGGAUUUCGCCGCCGAUGAUCCGGAAGAUGACGAUUUCGACAUUCCGGUGGACGCGUACUCGUGCGACGAGUUCCGGAUGUACGAGUUCAAGGUGAAGCGGUGUGCGAGGGCGCGGUCGCACGACUGGACGGAGUGCCCGUUCGCGCACCCCGGGGAGAAGGCGCGGCGGCGGGAUCCGCGCCUGCACCACUACUCCGGCAGCGCGUGCCCCGACUUCCGCAGGGGCGCGUGCAGGAGGGGCGACGCGUGCGAGCACGCGCACGGCGUGUUCGAGUGCUGGCUCCACCCCGCGCGCUACCGCACGCAGCCGUGCAAGGACGGGACGCACUGUCGCCGCCGCGUCUGCUUCUUCGCGCACAUGCCGGAGCAGCUCAGGAUCCUGCCGUACGCCGCCGACGAAUCGCCGCGGUCUGUGACGAUCGGAUCCUCUCCGCGGUACUCGCCGCCGACGUCUCCGUUGGCAGCGUCGCCGCCGCAGUCUCCGAUGAGUCAGCUCACCGAGUCGAUUCGCGGUAUGCAGAUCAAUAAUAAGAUGAAAUUAGGGCUCGGGAUGGGAUUGAGCAUGAGCCCACCGUCCUGGGGCGGCGGGUACGGGUCGCCUUGCAGCCCGUCGAAGAUCCGACCCGGAUUCCGGAGUCUUCCUGCAACUCCUAUCAGGGCUGUGACCCGGCCCGGGAUAAACGCGUUUGAUCUGUGGGAGAGUUCUUGCGAGGAGGAGCCGGCGAUGGAGCGGGUCGAGUCGGGUCGGGCGCUCCGCGAGAGGAUCUAUUCGAAGCUCGGUAAGGAGAACUCGUUGUAUCGGGUCGGGCAUGGAGAUUCGGCGGGUUCGGUGCCUGAUAUCGGGUGGGUUUCGGAGCUGUGCAAGUGAACAUCGGUGUCGGGUUGGGUUGGGUUGGGUUAUGAUUCGGGUCGUGCAGCCUUUAUCGUAGUAUGGUUCUAAGUUUUCCGGCUGUAAAUAUGCUUUUUUCUGACUCAUUGAAUGUGAAUAUGGGUUUUUGGGUCGGGUCGGGUCGACUGAAUAGGUUAGGUGUUGAUUAAGAUGUUUAUUUUGUGGUUAUUUUGGAUUUAUUUGGUUUUUAGUGAUAUAUGGGGAAAAUUGCUAUUGCAAAUUUUGUAAUUUUGUAUAUACAAAUUUGAGGUUUUCUAUGGAGGCUGCCGAUUAUUUUGGAUGCUUCAAAA